Molecule: messenger RNA, 849 nt
Organism: Aspergillus glaucus CBS 516.65
Lineage: Eukaryota; Fungi; Ascomycota; Eurotiomycetes; Eurotiales; Aspergillaceae
Product: NAD-dependent epimerase/dehydratase family protein
Exons: 1
Coding region: 1-849 (282 amino acids)
Source: RefSeq, a predicted model, not a curated record
AUGAAAAUCGCCAUCACCGGCGCCCGCGGAACAGUGGGCAGAGACACCGUCCAGCUUUGCGCUGAUGCAGGCCACCACACUGUUCAAAUCGAUCGCACCCCGCGCGACGACUCCGACGACAUUCCAAACACCGAGCAUAGAACAGCAGAUAUUGGCAAUGAUUAUGCUGGUACGCUCAAGGCCUUUGAGGGCUGCGACGCACUCAUCCAUCUUGCUGCUAUCCCCGACCCGGUCGAGAAGGAAGAUUCAUUAGUCCAUAACAACAAUGUGAGCUGCGCAUUCAACGGCUUCCGCGCCGCUGCUGAACAUGGUAUUUACAAAAUCUGCUACGCAUCCUCCGUCAACGCCAUCGGCCUCGCAUACGCAAACCGCCCCUUACGCUUCGACUACUUCCCCAUCGACGAAGACGCGCCCCAGCACCCAACAGACCCCUAUGCCCUCGCAAAAGAAGAAGCAGAGUACCAAGCGCGCUCCUUCGUCGAGUGGUUCCCCGGUAUGAACAUCGCCUGUCUGCGCAUCCAUGAAGUCGCGCCGUUGAAGGACGUCCAGAAAGAGCAUGAGAGGAACUGGGAUGAAGCUGCUGUGAAGCAGUUGUGGGGCUGGGUGCAUCCGAAUGCGGUGGCGAGGGCUUGUUUGCUUGCUAUUGAGAGGUCGGAGAGGUUGGGGGGUUGUCAGAUAUUUAAUAUUAUUGCGCCGACGACGACGCAGCAGGAGACGGCUUCAGAGGAGUUGGCGAGGAAGUUUUAUCCCAAGGCGGAGAUUCGGGGGGAUUUGUCGAGGAAUCAGGCGUUUUGGGCUACGGAGAAGGCGAAUAGGAUUUUGGGGUGGGUUCAUGAUGAGAAGGAGUAG